UGGGCUUAUCUUGACGAAGUGAGGCUACCUCUCAUGGAAAUGAACUGUUCUAAAGAGUGAAGUCCUUCGAGAACGAAAAGGGAGGUCCAAUGGCACUUUCUUUCCCCUUUCUCUCGGUUUUGUCAGUAUUGAGUAUAAUUUGAGCAGGGGGUUGAGUAAGGACACCACAAUUCUUUGUUGUGUCCAAUUCCGCUUCAGGCUUAUGAUGCAAGUUUCAUCGUCGAGCCAGGUACUUAGCUGAGGGAGACUCUGAAGGUGAAGGUGGAAGUGUAGCCAUGGCGCUCUGGAAUGGUCUGGGCCAGGUGGCUACAGUUGCACAGCUGACCGGAGUGGAUGCCGGUGGGCUCGUCACGAUGAUCCUUGAAGCGGUGAGGACGGUCAGCCGCAACAGGGAGGAAUGCAGGCAUCUGGCGCGCCGGGUGAUGAUGUUUGGCGACCUUGUGCAGAAGCUGCAGGGAUGGGAUAUGAUGCAGGAACCAGAGAUCAGAAGGCCUCUGGACGGGCUGCAUGACACUUUCAGGGAAGCAUAUGUACUCAUCGUUUCCUCCCAGAUCUGUAGCAUCGCAUACCGCUUCUUCAUGGGCUGGAAGCAGGCUGAACAGUUCUGUGAGGUGCAGAAGAAGAUUGAUAGUUAUAUCCAACUCUACCCGUUCAUAUGCCAUAUCGACAUUACUCGUGGACUAGACAAACUCUGCAGUGGUGCAAAUCCUUCAUGCUCCCAGAUCCAGCUAUUUCAGGGUGCAGGAACAAUAUUGGGGACAUCAGCGAGCCUUUCAAACCAUGAGGCAAGGUUACAGGGAACAUCAUGACAUGCGUCGGUCAGAAACAACAGAUUUAUGUGGUGCUGUUGGCGGAUUCAGGACAAAACAAGAUCACCUUAUAUUCCUAAGUUCAUAGAUCAUCAAGGAAUAGGGUUUCCAGUAUUCCGCUUGUCUGAGCUGAAGGCUGCUACAAAUAACUUCUCGUCUGAAAAUUUGACAGGAUGUGGUGGUUUUGGCAAAGUUUACAAGAACUGUUAUAUUUGGGUGCUUGAAGAUAGGACAUAAGAUCUCUCAAAUUUGAGAAGGAAUUGUAAGCCUGUAUCUUCACAUUACAGCCACCAUUUCAUUUGGGCAGUUUGGCUCUGCGCUUCCAGUAAAAGGGCAUAUGCUGUCGUUCCUAAUUUUUAAUGUGAAAUGAGGGGAGCACAAAUAAAGUGUUGUCGUGUUGCAAGAGCCAAAGGGCAUAUAUAAAUUAUAUAUGUUGGCCUAAUGGAUUUUUCAUUUCACUCAAACAGGCCCAAGGGCAGUCUUGAUACAUAUAUAAACUCUAAACAGUAUA
Molecule: messenger RNA, 1320 nt
Organism: Panicum hallii
Lineage: Eukaryota; Viridiplantae; Streptophyta; Magnoliopsida; Poales; Poaceae
Product: cell number regulator 13-like
Exons: 5
Coding region: 276-809 (177 amino acids)
Biological process (GO): cell surface receptor signaling pathway
Source: RefSeq, a predicted model, not a curated record